CGCCCACUUUUCCUGACAAGCCAAGAGACGCAGAUUAGAGCUGCUUUCAGUUACAAGCACAGCACACUGGCUGAAUAUCGCAGUCUCAUCAGGCUGCUUUAAUCAGUGAUCUCGAAUUGUUUUGGAGCAGUUUAUAACGGAUUUAGCGUCUCUCUGAGUUCACAUCCUCUCCUCGGAUUUUUUUUAAAUAUAUAUACACCACACAUGAAGAGCUUUUGAGGAAACUCUCCUCCUAUCUGUGGAUUUCCCUCAGUGAUCCGGUAUGAAGCUCCUAGGCUGGGAUGGCUCUGUGGUGCUGAUGUGCUUGUCCUUCACUCUGGUUGGAGUUGACAGCUUAUCAGGCAGUUUGCCUCCUCCAGAAAAUCUCAGCCUGUCAUGGGACCCACGCAAUUUGUCUGUGCAUAUACACUGGAGAGAACCAGCUGGCUUGGACACAAAAUGUAAAGUGAACUAUACUUUAGCAAUAUAUUAUGAGAAAUGUCCUCCCAGACAAAAUACUCCAAAUAUACAUCGAACAAGCGAUUUGAGCUUUAAUCAUCCCUUUUCUAAAGAGGAUGAAAUAUGUGUUGGCCUAACAACAAACCCUAUGGUCUGUGAAAACAAACCUGCCAGCAAAGAAGUAUACAAAGGCCUAUCUCCACCCCUAGCCUUAGUGAAGAAUUUCAGUUGUGUUUAUUAUGCUGAAAAAAAGAUGAACUGCACAUGGACUAUAGUCAAAAAUACCCCCGACCUUCAGCUCUUUUACAGGGAAGUGAAUAAAAACAAAGACAGCCUAAAGCAUUGUUUGUCAUAUCUCACCUAUGGAACCAUGAAGACAGGCUGUCACCUUCAUGAUGAAAACCUUACGACUUCUGCAAAGGUUUACUUUGUCAUCAAUGGAACUGGAGACAAUCACCUGAUUAACAACAGAUUUAUGAUAGAAAUACGUGUCGCAGUGAAACCGCCUAAGCCCAAGGUCAGCAUCACGCAGGAAGGCGAACGCCUCCAUUUUCAAGCAAGCACUCCCAAUUUUGUAGCACCACAAUGUUUGAAGUACAAGUAUAUGUACAGCAAAUGCAAUGAAAAGAGUGAAGUGGUCGAAACAGAAAAAAACUCAACACUUGUGGAAUACGACACAGCCUGCAAGUACGCUGUUCGAGGACAGGUCAUAUACUCAAGCUACUGCGGGGGGGACGUAGACAUUGAGAGUGACAUGAGCGAACCUGUGUAUUAUGGUGAGGAUGGUGACCCAAAUUUGGCAUUUAAAGUGGUUAUGAUCAUCACCCCUUUAAUAGUGUGCUGCUGUCUCAUAGCAGCUAUAGUGCUGUUUAGGAGAAACAAGGAUAUCAUUCUCCCAAAGAUUCCUGAACCAUCCCUGUUUUUCAAGGAUAUGCUUAACAGUACUUCUGAUGGACUUUCAAAGAGCCUGGGUGGAGGAAAACUCUAUGUGCCUGUUAAAGAGGUUGUGGUUAGCGGCGUGAGCCUGGAACCAAAGUCUAUUCUUUUACACCCAAACCAUGAUACCUGCAUCUAAACUACAUAAUGCUGUGCUCUGAAAAUGGCCAGUAGUGGACUAACAGUGACAAAGUCUGGCUCUGAUAUCUAGCAGCUUAAUCUUAAAUCUAUGCGCAACACUGUUGCCUUUUAAGAGCUACUUAGUUCUGUGCAUUCCUUCAUUCUUCAGGCUAGGUAAAGGACUGUCUUGCAUUCACAAUUGUAUUAGAUAGAUUGUGAUGUACUCAGUGGCCAUCUGAGUUCAUGUAUGAAUGAGGAAAUCAUGGUGACAUCUCUUCACAAGCUCAGCAAAGCCAGACCACAGGCCCUGGGAUCUGCUGAGUCCCGAAAAUAUUCAGUAAAGAAAGAGAACGAUGAUGUGCUUGCAAACAGCAUUACUCAGGAGUAUAGCUAUAUUUCCCCACUUGGGUAAUAAUGCAAAUGGAAACGGGUAACCUUGUAAAUAAAAGGACACUUAACAUAGACAUUUAGCCAUCUUUUAUCAUCUGUACCUCUUCUGUACAUCAGUGGCAAUUUCAAUCUAAUAUUAUAUGGCUGUAUAGUGUUCAUAGGAAUAUUUGUAAAUAUUGACAUACAGAAAGGUUUUCUACAUAGUUUGCUCUGUAAAUAAAAAGAACAUGGUUAACUAUG
Molecule: messenger RNA, 2124 nt
Organism: Pangasianodon hypophthalmus (striped catfish)
Lineage: Eukaryota; Metazoa; Chordata; Actinopteri; Siluriformes; Pangasiidae
Product: granulocyte-macrophage colony-stimulating factor receptor subunit alpha
Exons: 10
Coding region: 263-1513 (416 amino acids)
Molecular function (GO): protein binding
Source: RefSeq, a predicted model, not a curated record